Molecule: messenger RNA, 5088 nt
Organism: Diceros bicornis minor
Lineage: Eukaryota; Metazoa; Chordata; Mammalia; Perissodactyla; Rhinocerotidae
Gene: ATP8B4
Product: ATPase phospholipid transporting 8B4 (putative)
Exons: 22
Coding region: 1-3168 (1055 amino acids)
Biological process (GO): Golgi organization; phospholipid translocation
Cellular component (GO): plasma membrane
Molecular function (GO): ATPase-coupled intramembrane lipid carrier activity; ATP hydrolysis activity; ATP binding
Source: RefSeq, a predicted model, not a curated record
AUGACGGCUGUCAAAGAUGCCACAGAUGACUAUUUUCGCCACAAGAGUGAUGAUCAAGUGAAUAAUCGGCAGUCUGAAGUGCUCAUCGAUGGCAAGGAAACGAACCUUAAAGUCCGCCACGCACUAUCAGUUACCUCAGAACUUGGAGCAGAUAUUAGCAGACUUGCAAAAUUUGAUGGGAUUGUGGUCUGUGAGGCACCUAAUAACAAAUUAGAUAAAUUCACGGGAGUCCUCUCUUGGAAAGACAGCAAGCACUCCCUCAACAACGAGAAGAUCAUCCUGAGGGGCUGCGUCCUGAGGAACACCGGCUGGUGUUUUGGCAUGGUUGUUUUUGCAGGUCCUGACACUAAACUAAUGCAGAACAGUGGUAAGACAAAGUUUAAAAGGACAAGUAUUGAUAGACUGAUGAAUACUCUAGUACUAUGGAUCUUCGGGUUUCUGGUGUGCUUGGGAAUUAUUCUUGCAAUAGGAAAUUCAAUCUGGGAGAAUCAAGUUGGGGACAAAUUCAGAGCUUUCAUCUUCUGGAAAGAAGGGGAGAAGAACUCUGUUUUCUCAGGAUUCUUAACAUUCUGGUCAUAUAUUAUUAUUCUCAAUACAGUUGUACCCAUUUCAUUAUACGUGAGUGUGGAAGUAAUUCGUCUGGGACACAGUUAUUUUAUAAACUGGGAUCGGAAGAUGUAUUACUCUCUGAAAGCAACACCCGCUGAAGCUCGGACGACCACCCUCAAUGAGGAACUGGGCCAGAUCAAUUAUGUUUUCUCUGACAAAACGGGCACCCUCACUCAAAACAUCAUGACCUUUAAAAGAUGUUCCAUUAAUGGGAGAAUCUAUGGUGAAGUGCAUGAUGACCUGGGUCAGAAGACAGACAUAACUAAGAAAAAAGAGCCUGUGGAUUUCUCAGUCAACCCCCAAGCAGAUAGAACACUUGAGUUCUUUGACCAACGUCUGAUGGAAUCCAUUAAACUGGGUGAUCCCAAAGUACAUGAAUUCCUUAGGUUACUUGCGCUCUGCCACACCGUAAUGUCGGAGGAAAAUAGUGCAGGACAGCUGGUUUACCAAGUUCAGUCACCUGAUGAAGGGGCUCUAGUGACUGCUGCAAGAAAUUUUGGGUUCAUUUUUAAGUCUCGGACCCCAGAGACGAUAACCAUAGAAGAAUUGGGAACACUAGUUACUUACCAAUUGCUUGCCUUUUUGGAUUUCAACAAUAUCAGAAAAAGGAUGUCUGUCAUAGUUCGAAACCCGGAAGGACAGAUAAAGCUUUAUUGCAAAGGAGCAGAUACUAUUCUGUUUGAAAAACUUCAUCCAUCCAACGAGAACCUUCUGACUUUGACAUCAGACCAUCUCAGUGAAUUUGCAGGGGAAGGCCUUCGAACCUUGGCCAUUGCAUACAGAGAUCUGGAUGACAAGUACUUUAAAGAAUGGCAUAAGAUGCUCGAAGAUGCAAAUGCUACCACAGAUGAGAGAGAUGAACGGGUAGCUGGGCUGUAUGAAGAAAUUGAAAGGGAUUUGAUGCUACUAGGUGCCACUGCUGUAGAAGAUAAGUUACAAGAGGGUGUUAUUGAAACAGUUACAAAUUUAUCACUAGCCAAUAUUAAGAUCUGGGUCUUAACAGGAGACAAACAAGAAACUGCCAUCAACAUUGGCUAUGCCUGCAACAUGCUGACUGAUGAUAUGAGUGAUGUGUUCAUCAUAGCAGGGAACACGGUAGCGGAAGUCAGGGAAGAAGUCAGGAAAGCAAAAGAAAAUUUGUUUGGACAAAACAGAACUUUUUCCAAUGGCCAUGUAGUUUUUGAAAAAAAGGAGCAGCUGGAGAUGAACUCAGUUGUACAAGAAACCGUAACAGGAGAUUACGCCUUAGUCAUAAACGGCCACAGUUUGGCCCAUGCCCUAGAAAGUGACAUCAAGAAUGAUCUCCUAGAACUUGCCUGCAUGUGUAAGACUGUGGUCUGCUGCCGAGUCACCCCGCUCCAGAAAGCCCAAGUAGUAGAGCUGGUGAAGAAUCACAGAAAUGCUGUCACUUUGGCCAUAGGCGAUGGAGCCAAUGAUGUCAGCAUGAUCAAAAGUGCUCACAUUGGCGUUGGCAUCAGCGGCCAGGAAGGACUGCAGGCAGUCUUAGCCAGCGACUAUUCAUUUGCACAGUUUAGAUACCUCCAAAGGCUUCUCCUUGUUCAUGGAAGGUGGUCCUAUUUCCGAAUGUGCAAAUUCUUAUGCUAUUUCUUCUAUAAGAAUUUUGCAUUCACACUUGUGCAUUUCUGGUUUGGUUUCUUCUGUGGUUUCUCAGCCCAGACUGUUUAUGACCAGUGGUUCAUUACCCUCUUUAACAUUGUCUACACGUCACUGCCUGUUUUAGCCAUGGGGAUUUUUGACCAGGAUGUGAAUGACCAGAACAGCAUGGACUAUCCGCAGCUCUACGAACCUGGACAGCUGAAUUUACUUUUUAACAAGCGUAGAUUUUUAAUCUGCAUGGCACAUGGAAUCUACACCUCAUUAGCCCUUUUCUUCAUCCCCUUCGGGACCUUUUAUAACAUGGCUGGAGAAGAUGGGCAGCACAUUGCAGACUACCAGUCUUUUGCAGUUAUCAUAGCCACAUCCUUGGUCAUUGUGGUCAGUGUGCAGAUAGCCUUGGAUACCAGUUACUGGACUGUCAUUAAUCACGUCUUCAUCUGGGGCAGCAUUGCCACUUAUUUCUCCAUUUUAUUUACAAUGCACAGUAAUGGCAUCUUUGGCAUCUUCCCAAACCAGUUUCCAUUUGUUGGAAAUGCACGACAUUCCUUGACCCAGAAGUGCAUCUGGCUUGUUAUUCUCCUAACGACAGUGGCUUCAGCUAUGCCUGUGGUGGCAUUCAGAUUUUUGAGGGUGGCUUUGUUCCCAACCCUAAGUGAUCAGAUCCGUCAGUGGCAGAAGGCUCAAAAGAAGGCAAGGCCACUACGUAGGCGAAGGCCUCAGACUCGCAGAUCAAGCUCAAGAAGAUCUGGAUAUGCUUUUGCUCACCAAGAGGGCUAUGGAGAGCUUAUCACAUCUGGAAAAAAUAUGCGAGCUAAAAAUCCACCCCCAACAUCAGGGUUGGAAAAGACACUGUAUAAUAGCACUAGCUGGAUUGAAAAUUUAUGUAAGAAAACCACAGACACAGUGAGCAGCUUUAGCCAGGAUAAAACAGUGAAAUUGUGAGUCAGGAUGAAUUUGAACCACAUAUCUCUUCACUUCAGCUGGAGCUAAAAUUCAGCUGGCUCCUGAGUCUGGGAUCGGGGGCUGGGGGUGGGACAGAUUGCCUUACUUAAUUUAAAUCUGUGGCAGACAGCUGCUGGUGCCCAUCAAGAGGGGUGUACACUAUGAGAAACCAGGCCUAUUGGUCAUUGUCUAAUUCGUGAUUUGGUGGACAAAACCCUCACAAUACAAGCACAGGUUUUUAUCAACCUAGAUACCAAUCAACCUGAACUUCAGAAUCUUAUUUAUGGAGAAAAACUUGUAAAUCUGCAUAUACAAUGAAUGGAUCUUCAGGUGGAUAAAAGGGUGCAUUCAAAAGGUAUAUAUCCCAGCUGAAAAGCAUGCUUGUUGACAGAUAAACACAUACAUGUAAGAUCAGCCUUUCCCAGGAUACACCUUUAAGAUUUAAAAUGUGUACUAAGGUGCUUUCAGACUAAGAGCAGCUAGUCCCUCUCCAGUCUUGAUAUCUCUCUGUGUGUUCAGCUGGAACAACAAAUCUCCUUCCUGCCUGAAGAGUAGAAAAACAUGUUGGUGUUCCUCAUUUUUCUACUAGUCUAGAGACAAAGUAGAUUGAGCAUCUUUAUAGUGGGAUAGGCUGGUAAUUUGGUCAAAUAUAUUCAAAAAGCUCUCAGGGACUUGUUCAUGAAAUGUCAGAGGCUCUCUAGUAAGUAUUCUAAAUAGUUUUCAAUGACUUGUAUAACGACCUCAGUGGUAAUUUGCCCUGUGUCAUCCAAAAUCAUUAAUGGAACCAGCAAAGCGUUGGAAUUUCACACUUUAAUGAUAGUAUUUCAUGUAGUGUACGGGCAAUUACCUUCAAUAUUUCCAAUUUUAACAAGUUCACAUUUGAAACCAAACAGAUUAAUAAGCAAUCUCUUCAAUUGCUAUUUAAAUGCUCAGGCUUAGGUCAUUCAGAGUUAGUUUCAUUUGAUAAUCACAGUCAUGUUUGUAACUCAAACAUAGAAACAUAUAUAGAUAAAGUUGAUUUUUUGGAGAUGGUCCAGUCCAAAUUUUCAGUCCACAUGUGAGUCCCCAGUGUAGUUCCUGUAAAAGAAUUCAGGAGGAUUUGUGUUCAAACUCCAGCUCUAUUACGUCUUACCUCUAUCAUGUGGACAGGUAACGUGCCUCCUCUGAGACUUAGUUUCUUCCUCUGUAAAAUGAGGAUAUACUACCUGCCUCAUGUGGUUGUUUGAGGAUUGUCAAAGCACAAAUUCUCAAACCAUUAAAAACAUAAUUCUCAUAUGAAUAGAUGAUGAGUCAAGUUCCAUUUAACUCAUCAUCAGAAUAACAGAGCAGUUUGAAGAGAAUGUGAAGAACGGGAAUUUAAGUAAUCAGGGGGAAAGGCCUUGAUGAAAUGAGAUUGCAAAGUAAGGUAUAAAACUGUGUCCUACAGGGAAAUAAAACUGUGAUCUUGGAGGUAAAUUUCUCUAUCAGAAGCAAAAAUAAAUCAUCAUCAUGCCUUAUCAAUUUUCUACACGUCAACCUCCAACUUUACAGGGGCCUUAAUCUGAUCUCUAUUGAAUUAUUAGUCAAACAAAGUUAUAUUUCCCAGGAGAGUCAGAUGGCCCAUGAGUGGGCUUAAUGGAUAAUGGACUAGCAUGAUAUUAAUUGAUCACACAAUCCUUUCUUUUUGGCCUUAAUUUCCAAGUCUGGGAUAAUUUUUCCUAAAUGGGAUCAAAUGAGAUAUGUGUAAAAGAGCCUAAUACAGUGCUUUAAUCAUACUAGAUGCUCAUAGAUGUUUCCUUUUCCCCUACAUGCCUACAUAGACUUACCCAGAUGUUAGUUUUCAAUGUCUGAUUUGUCAUUAGUUUCACUGUGUUUGCUCGCUUUUUGUAACAUUUUUGAAAGAUUUGAAAACUUUUGGUAAAUAUUUUGGCACUAUUGGUA